GCAAAACGGAAACAACCCUGACAGGACAAGAGGAACAAGAACACUCACAGCAAAUUUGGCGACGAAAACGCCGUCGUUGGAGCCCAUCAUCUUCCAUAUAUCUCUAAGCUCCGAAACCCAUUUCCAAAGAUUUCUUCAUUUUUUGUUUUGUUUUGUUUUGUUUUGGUCGGAGAUGGCGGUAGUUUCAGCGGUGAGAGGCGGUCGUUGGCCGUUAUUCCAACGUCAUCGUCAAAUAUCAUCGUCAUCAUCGACAAUGGGCAGUUGGGGUUCGUUAAGAUCAAGGAGACACCUCAGCUUUCGCCCCAACUCAAAGCGCUUCGCUCUUUUCGCUCGCUACUCACAGUCACAAUCUCAGGAUCUUUUCUCCUCUCGCCUCCAAGAUAGUGUAGAGAACUUGCCGAAACUGGUUGAAGAUAUUGUCCAGACAUCAAUAAACACGGGCCCACGUGGUGCCCUGAGGAUGGCACAAGGAAUUCAGGCGGUUAUUGGAGUUGGCGGGGAGUGGCUUUCAGACAUGUCCAAGUCAACAAAUUCGACUGCUGAAUUGCCAAUUCAACUUCAGCUUGGAUUGCUUUCACCCUUCUAUUUGAGGAGAUUAUUUGAACGCAUGGGCGCAACCUAUAUAAAGUUAGGUCAGUUCAUUGCAUCUGCACCCACAUUAUUCCCUCCAGAAUAUGUUCAGGAAUUCCAGAACUGUUUUGAUAGAGCUCCUGUGGUUCCCUUUGAUGAGAUCAAAACGAUCUUGCGUGAGGAAUUGGGUAGACCAAUAGAAAGUGUUUAUGAAUACGUUGACCCAACUCCAAUUGCUUCAGCCUCAAUAGCCCAGGUUCAUGGUGCAAGGCUUAGAGGCUCCCAGGAGGAUGUGGUCAUUAAGGUCUUGAAACCUGGAAUAGAAGAUAUACUGGUUGCAGACCUGAACUUUGUUUACGUUGUCGCGCGCCUUUUGGAGUUUUUGAAUCCUGAAUUAAGCCGUGCAUCACUGGUUGGUAUUGUGAAAGACAUACGGGAGUCCAUGCUUGAAGAGGUUGACUUUCAAAAGGAGGCUGCAAACAUAGAGUCCUUUAGGAGAUAUUUAGAAGCCGUGGGACUGACACAGCAGGCUACAGCUCCGAAAGUGUAUUAUCAAUGCAGCACUAAGCGUGUCUUGACUAUGCAGAGGCUUUAUGGAGUUCCUCUUACUGACCUAGACACCAUAAGUUCUCUUGUUUCUAGUCCGGAGACCAGUCUCAUAACUGCCCUUAACGUUUGGUUUGGCAGUUUGCUUGCAUGUGAAACCUUUCAUGCAGAUGUGCACGCUGGCAAUUUGUGGUUAUUACGUGAUGGCCGCAUUGGGUUUCUUGAUUUUGGAAUUGUUGGACGAAUAUCGCCAAAAACAUGGGCUGCAAUGGAAGUAUUUUUGGAAUCAAUUGCGACAGAAGAAUAUGAAGCAAUGGCUUCCGCAUUGAUUGAAAUGGGGGCAACAAACACAAAUGUUGAUUCCAAGGCCUUUGCAAGAGACUUGGAAAAGAUAUUCUCAUCAAUUAAGGACUUGGAUACAGAAGUAGUUAUAGCAACAGCCAGGGGAACUAAUACCACUGCAACUGCCGUCUCUGCAAAUGUAAUUGUUGAUGAGAGGCAGAUGAACGCACUGUUCCUCGAUGUGGUUCGGGUUAGUGAAUCAUAUGGGCUGAAAUUUCCUAGGGAGUUUGCACUUCUCAUGAAACAGUUGCUGUACUUUGAUCGGUACACCCGGCUGUUGGCACCAAAUUUAAACAUGCUUCAGGACCAAAGGGUAUCCAUUGCUUCAAAUCGAAGAAGCAACUCUAGGGACAACUUCAGAUAAAAGGUUGCAAUAUGCAUAUAAAUACAUAUUUAUAUUGUUACAGGCUCAUGCUACGUUUGUAAAUACAAAUUAAAGUACUUAAAAGUUAGAGAAAACAUAAAAUAGGAACAUAAAUACAACAGGAAAACCAUGUAUGCCACAUGCUUUAGGCGAAUAGACAUUGUGGCUUGAGGUGUAAAGUUGGAUUUACUUUUCUCUUAUCCCAUUGAUGUGAUACUUCCAUUGUAGGUUAUAUUUGAGA
This is a messenger RNA of Morus notabilis, 2063 nucleotides long. RefSeq lists its product as uncharacterized. The record is from RefSeq and is a predicted model, not a curated record. NCBI's taxonomy places the organism in Eukaryota, Viridiplantae, Streptophyta, Magnoliopsida, Rosales, Moraceae. Gene Ontology annotation, cellular component: plasma membrane; plastoglobule. The transcript is spliced from 10 exons. The coding region runs from base 173 to 1822 and encodes 549 amino acids.